This is a messenger RNA of Trichoplusia ni (cabbage looper), 1552 nucleotides long. RefSeq lists its product as uncharacterized. The record is from RefSeq and is a predicted model, not a curated record. NCBI's taxonomy places the organism in Eukaryota, Metazoa, Arthropoda, Insecta, Lepidoptera, Noctuidae. The transcript has 3 exons. Gene Ontology annotation, biological process: positive regulation of voltage-gated potassium channel activity; regulation of synaptic transmission, cholinergic; sleep. Bases 128 to 574 code for a protein of 148 amino acids.
UAACGAACGUACAACCAGCAUCGUACGUUCAUAUAUUUUGUGAAUGAGUUGUAAACUAAAAUGAAAAGUUUGAAGAGUUGACGCAGACCUUUGUAUCCAUAAGUAUUGACUGGAAGAGUGUAACAAAAUGGGCAACAGUACUUUAUUUAUAUGUUCAAUAUUGUUAUUUAUUGUCACACAGGAAGUACAAAGUUUGAAUAAACGUUGCAUAGGAUGCAGAUCUCGUGGAGAACUGGGGACUUGUGGUGAUCCAUUUCCAUUGAAUGUAACGGAGACUAUUGUUGAAUCUGGUCUUCAUGUUGUGGCCUGUCCGUCAGGCUGGUGUGGCAAGCUGAUUGAAGGAACUGUAGGCACUUUUCGGUCCGAUGAUUACGGUGCUGCAACAGAGAGAAUGUGUCUUCAGAGAGCGCCUAGCGAUUACGAAGAAAGAUGCGCAUAUACUAUGUGGAACCGUAAAAAAGUAUACAUGUGUUUCUGCAAUGGAGACCUGUGUAAUUCAGCUUUUUCAAUCUCUUCAUUUCCACUCAUAACUUUAGUAUCCAUUUUAAUACCUUUAUACAACUAUUAUUUUUGAAAUUUGUAAAUAAAUUCUCAGAGAAUCUGAAAAUAUUGUGAUAUGUAAUUUAAGUUAAGACAACUUCAUUUCUCUUUUCUACAAAUCUUAGGACACAUUUUUACUCAACUGUGUCAGAAAAAGAGUAUAAUAUCUAUUCAUUGCUGCAAGCAUAGUAUACUUACAGGGUAGGAAUUUUAUAUAUCUUUACAAUUUAUAUCACAAUGUUAAAUGGAAUACUAUAAUUUUUGAUACUUUGAUUUCUAUGUCGAUUAUAAUGACGUAAAUCUUUCUAUUUUUGAUACAUUAAAAUCUCAUUAUCAAGACUUGAUAGUUUAAGGAAAGUGUUUCCAACCACAAAGGUUUCAUUCAAUUAAUGCUCAAGAAACAUGUUAAUUAGUGUUUUUAUUGCUUUUGCCAUUACAAAUCAUUACUUUUCUAAUUGGUUUGAUAAGCGAUGUUUAUGUAAAUGGUGUUACCAUAACUUGCAACAAUAUCUCUAAAGAUGUUUAAAUUUCUUCAUACAUAGACCGCUUCUAAAAGAAGUAAGCAAUUAUUAUAGCACUUUCUGAUUGCUUUGGAUUUAAAAAAAAUUGGUAGUACCUGCUAUGAAGUCUUAGUUAAGAAAAAAAGUUUUUUUUUUUACAUUCCUGUGUGUUCCUCCAAACAAAAUAAAGAAUACUCCUUUUAAUCUAAAUAGUUUAUACUUUUAUACCUUUAAGAAGUAAUCUCUAUUUGUAAUACAUAUGUAUUGCAUACUGUACUUAAUUUAAGUUAUCAAUUUAUGUGUUCAUAACUUAUCACUGCCUUGUCUGUAUUUGUCAUUAUGUAGCCGUCUAAAAUAAAUACUUAAUCAUUCGCAGCUAGCUAGAUAAGACAUAUUUUUAGUUUAUUAUACGUAUAUCACGAUGGUAAUAAUAAUGAUCUGUUCAAGUGAAAUAUGAUGGAUAAUGUAAUAUUUCAUUAAAUACCGAUUGUAAUUAUUAUCUUCUAAUCAUG